Zootermopsis nevadensis is the source of this 6417-nucleotide messenger RNA. It is a transcript of the gene haf, whose product is annotated as leucine-rich repeat and fibronectin type-III domain-containing protein hattifattener. Lineage: Eukaryota; Metazoa; Arthropoda; Insecta; Blattodea; Termopsidae. The record is from RefSeq and is a predicted model, not a curated record. Gene Ontology annotation, molecular function: protein binding.
AAGGCAAGGUCAGUAUUUGUUACAGUAUCCGCAGCACGGCGCUGCUAGGUGCGAUGACCUCUUCACGUGGUGGUGGUGGUGGUGAAGGCUAAGUUGCAAGCGGUAAGAAAGCCAAUCCGGACGUCAGUCGUGCUGGUAACGGAUACCUGGCCUGACAGUCCCAUGUGUGCUCCUGAGGUGUGCGCGAGUGACUGUAAAAUGCUAACGACUCGGUAACCGUACAUCGCCUGCACCAUGAGGAAGUAUCUUUCGGUAAAGGUCGUGAUGAGGACUUCAACAUGGCUGCUGGGUGUGAUACUGCUCGUGGCACAUUCAUCCACGGCACAAUGUCCUUGGCACCGUGACAUCAAGGAACUACAAUCUUCCUGCAUCUGCGCGUACAACUUGGGACAAGAACUUUCAGUGCAGUGCGAUAUGGUGGACUUCUCACUUUUACUGAGCGCGUUGGAUACGUAUGCCAGAACCACUCCAUUAGACUUGCUUUAUGUCAAUAACAGCACAGUUAUAAGACUGGAAAACGGUGCUUUUAAAAACCUGAGACUUAAUAACGUCCAGUUAUCAGGGUGCAAAAUUCGUACCAUCGUACCUGGUGCAUUCAGUAGCCAGGAAGCUACGCUUAGGAACCUUAAUCUUCAAGACAACGAACUGGAGGAAGUUCCUGUGGAAAGCCUCCGACUUCUAUCAAAUCUUUCUUUACUCGAUCUGUCGCGUAAUCACAUAGGAAGGAUACCCGACGAAGCAUUCGUCACUCUUCACGGUCUUUCAACGCUAAAACUCUCGGACAACAACCUCACGCUAUCGCCUGGGGCUUUCAGAGGUCUUGAAGACUCACUCAAAAACCUCAAUUUGAAAGGAACGAGGCAAAAGCGCAUACCGGAAGCAGUGCGUGGAUUAAGAACUUUGGCGUUUUUAGAUCUAGCUCAAAAUGGACUCCGGGAACUACCGGGGCCCGGUAUACGUCUCUUGGAAGACCUGCAUUCCCUAACUGCCCUCAACAUGGAACGCAACUUGAUCCAGGGCGUCAAUGCCGAUGCGUUCAGCGGUGUGAACGAUACGCUGAGCUCCCUGAGUCUUCUGAACAAUCUCAUGACUGACUUCCCAACGGCGGCCAUCAAUAGCCUCACCGAGUUACGGGUACUCGACAUUGGUUUCAACUUGCUAACGGAGCUGCCGGGAGACGCAUUUUUUGGAACUCCUUCGCUAACUCUGCUAGCCCUGGAUGGGAAUCCCUUAACAACCGUCCCUGAGUUAGCACUGGCUCAUCUCAACACUACAUUAAGAGGAUUAAGCCUUGGAGGACGCUUUUUGCAUUGCGACUGCAGGUUACGAUGGGUGACAGAAUGGAUAAGACGAAGUGAUCUCCAGGUUACCAGCCGUGAGCGCAAUCCCCAGUUCUGUGGAAGUCCUACAAGACUGAAGGAUCGAGGUUUCUACACUAUUCAGCCAGAUGAACUUACAUGUGGAAUAGCCAAUGACCUGGAAAAUAUUGCAGCUAUUCAAAAUGAAGCAGGAAACAAGAAACCACCAAAAAGGGAUGAAGAAGUAAGUGAGGAAGAAGAAAAUCAUUCAGUAUUUGUGCCCCCUACAUCACGCUUGAAACCCACAACUCCUAAGUCUACCACUACAAUCAGCACAACAGUAACUACGACCACAACUCCUCCAUCUUCAACAACUACAAUUCAAACCACAACUACGCACGUACCAAGACCUGUGACCAUUCCAAGCACGAUUAAAACAACACCGAAACCCCCCCUCACGACCACACGUGGAACAACCUCAACUACCACGACGUCACGGCCUACAACCACCACACGACGAGGGAAUGUUGUGGUGUCAAGGACCACUGUUCCUCCGUGGCGUGGAAACAAUUCUCAGCAGAGACCACCAGUUGUCCUAGGGUUUCCAUCACACUCUGGCAAACACGAAGAAGUUCAGGAAGUCAUGGUUCGUAAUGCCUAUCGUCAGGAUAACUCAGUCAUCAUUCAGUGGGAUUCUGAAACUGCAAACAUACUUGGAUUCCGUGUCGUAUACAGAUUGUUUGGUGAUAAGAGUUUUAAGCAGGGACCUCCUCUUGAAGCCAGUGAAAGAGAAUUCAAGAUUAAAAAUGUGCCAGCUCAGGAAUGCAUUGUGGUCUGUGUCAUUUCCUUAGAGGAUGUAGUCGUGACUCCAGAAACAGUGCCGUAUAAUCAAUGCCGUGAGGUUCGCACAGUAACUUCCCCAUCCAGCAACAUGGACAAAAUAACCAUUGCGGCUAGUGCUGCUAUCUGUGGUACUGUUGUAAUAGCUGUCAUAGUGUUUGUGGCUGCAAGUCGUCGCAGGUCUCGGAAACUCCAUACAUUGCAACAACACGAGACUAAAGGCGGGAUUCCUGUGGGUGGAUUGCCAGUAACUUGCUGCACAGGAAUGGGGCCUACUCCUAGUCCUGGAGGGCCACUGUCAUCACUUGCGACACUCAGUGCCUUUACAACACAUAAAGAUUGGGAUCAGGUUUCCAUGUAUAGCAAUCGCAGUAUCCCAAGGCCACGGGUGUACCAUAUGGACAGACAGGGUUCCGUCAACAUGGGAUGCACUGCCGAUGACAUGCAUUCGCAUGCAUCUCACCUCAGCAGCAAGGGAGUAAAGACCAGGUCCAUAGCUGAUGGACAGUCACAACACAGUUUUUCAAACCAUUCUGGCAGAUACCUAUCAGGGAAUUCCUAUGCUGCUGGGCUUGUCAACUCUCGACCAGAACUACGACAAUCCCGGCAGUCUCUUGCAGCCACCUCGGAUCAUCUAUCUCGCAUGAGUUAUCCUGCCAGUCAUCAACACCAUCAACCCUCUGUAACCUCUUCUCGUCGACAACGUCCUCGGUCCCGCACCAGGGAUCACCAGUCUGGACUACAGAGACCUGGUAGUCGCUACAGUACAGCUGGCUCCACACACACACUAAACAAUUACUGUGACACCUCUGACAACUGGACUGAUCACGAUAUGGACAUCUACAUGGCACGCAAUCCAACCACACGAGGAGGGCUUGUACCACUGUAAAACUCUCGUAACUUAAAUGUAAGUUAACACAGGCUAAUAUUGUGCUCUUACAUGACAUGAAAUGCAAGAGAUAGCAUCUGUUUCUCAUGAUUCCACAUGAAGGUUAUGGCAUAUGACAGAAGAAAACACAAUCAUACAAACUACAGAAAACGCAGAUGAAACUGUAGUCAACAUAAUGCAUAACAAAAUGAGCCUCCAUUUUCAAGUACAAUAUGACCUCAGACUGACUAGGAUCAAAUAUAUUCUUUACCAAUAAAUGAUCCAGAUAAUCUUUAGUUGAACUGUCAAGUAGGUCUGACAUAGAUUGGUAUAAAAUCAGAUACUGUAUGAUUAUGAAACACUUUUUAAGUUAAUAACAGCAUGCUGAGACAUCACUUUUAUAUGUAAUUACACAUAAAGUGCACUCAGACUGAAAAGAUCUGCAUCAGAGACUGCCUGAGUGCACAAAACUUCAUGAAACGAGUAUAAGCAAUGAAGGAAGGAAAAACCAAAGCUGUCCUUUAGUGCUGUAGUUCAUCUCCUGAAAAGCCUGCAUAAGCACGAUGCAGUAAAUGUGACUGUUGCACAAGGCUUGGCCCAAAGGUUCAAUGAAUAACACAACAGACAUGUGAGAAUGGUAAAAUUGUGUUAAGCAGUGUGUGUUAUGGAAAUCCUUAUGUGUGUGUUUAUGGUGUCUCAACUGGCUAGCAGUUGCAUUGUAAGGCUGAUCUGUGUCAGAAACUGUUUGUUGCAUUCAGCAUGUGUGCAAAAUUACAAAAAUUGUGCAAUAAACAAAUAUGGACACAAAGAUCCCAAAGGUAAGCACCCGCAUUACCGACACCAAAUAAGGCACAUCAGUCGAGACUGUGAGCGAAUGUUAUAUUAAUUGUGUUCUUGGACAUGGAAAGAGUUGUUCAUUCUGAAUUUGUUCCUCAAUGCCAAACAGUUAAUUCUGCAUUUCAUGAAGAAAACUUGCAAUAUUUGAGUGAGGUCAUCUAAUGGAAAAAACCUAGAAAAUGGUGGAACAGUUGGAUGUUCCAGCAUGACAAUGUGUCCUACCAGCCUCCUCUCUUGACCUGUCACCAUGGCUUCUAACUAUUCUACAGAUUCAUGGAAACAAGGAAAGGGAAGCAAUUUGACAUAACUGAAGAUAUAAUUUCCAACAUGACAAACAAUCUGUGGAUGAUUCUUCAUCAUGAGAAGACUUCCAGAAAUGUUUCCAACAGUGGCAGGAGUGAUGGAAGAAGACUCUGUGUGUUUGUGUGUGUCAGAGGGGAGUAAUUUCAAGGGGAACAAAACAUGUAUUUGCUCAUUCACCACACAUUUUACUCAUGCCUUGUAUUGCAUCCACAUCCCUUUAAAACUGAACAGGCAAAUAUUUAUGAUAAUUUGAAUGACUGUUAAGUUACAAUAGUUCCACUCAUAAUAAUUUUUAGAUACAAAACAUGCAAAGGAUAUCUACAAAUCAAACAAUCCAUGCACAGAUAAUAAAAAACAUAGUGUACUACUUAUGAUUCUCAAUGUAAAUAAACAUAUUCCAACCCUUAGCUCGAAAGAGGAAACUAAGUAAUAUAAUGCUACUCUGAAAUGUGUACAUUAAAACAAAAUCAAUGAAGCUGUAUAAACAAUUUUUGGUUCACAAUGCAUCUUCUUACUAAGUGGACUCAUAUGUGAAAUGCUGGUUCAUGAUGAAAUAUGAUAUAAUUAGGUAUGCACAUUAAUGUGGCACACAUCUUGGACAUUCCAAGUGUUCUGAAUAAUAUUAAAGUAACAAAAUAAAGGAAAAUCAUUGUAAGAAUGAAAGUAUAGAUCUCAUAGGCUUCACACAUAAGGGUUUUCAAUAUUAGAUUCCUUACUGCUCACAAUUAUUUGUAAGCCUUACACCUUUAUAUUACAAUUAAAUGAACAGAUAUAUCACAAACUGCAGCUGGAAAUGGAAAUGUCAUCACCUAUAAUUAUGCAACUAAAAAAGUGUUACUGUUGAAUAACAAAUGUGGAACAACACAAGCAUAGUGUAGUAGCUCACACGAUAAACACAAUCAUGUCAGUUCUAGCAUAAAAGAAAGUGCUUUCAAUGAUCACUCAGCAGUAAUAACUAAAGAAAAGUAUUUUUAGUUGUGACAAUAUUCUCAUUGUUUGUGAUAUCUGAAAUGGCAGACAUACUUUCACUAAACUAACUUCAUGGAGCAAAGUCCUUCUUGAAACUCUAAUAGUCGCUCAGCUAGUCAAAUAAUUCCUCAUCUUUUAUAGAAUCCAGUGCUUCAUUUUUUACAAUGACCUGCAGAUGAAUCCAAUUCAUAACUUCCCAUCAAAUUUCUCUAAGAUCCCUUUUAAUUACAUCCUCCCAUCUAUGUCCAGGUCUUCCAAGUUACUCUUUACCAAAUCUCUGUAUGCAUUUCUUAUCUGUCCAUGUGUAUUUUUUCCCCACCCAACCAUCUAUCUGAUCUGCUCAUCCCAACAAUACAUAUUUGUGUUGUCUUGCCAAAAGAUAAUUCUAUAGAACAAACUGCAAUUGCACAUUAAUGCUUUAAAUCAUUUAACAGUACCUCAUGCUCUUUUGGUAAGUCCUUCAUAAAGGCAACCACCCAAACCAACAAUGACCUACCAGUGCAAUCACCUAAGUAUCAACUUAUAAUAACAAUCAUAAUAAUACAACACCCUGUGCUCUUAAUAUCAAGGACUGCAUAAUUUCCAUUAGUUUUGUCCCUAUAAAUUAUUAACUCCUGUUCAUUUGUUAUUGAAAGAAUCUUUCACUUAGGCUGCAACAGUAAUGCUAUUUCCUAAGAAAUGAGUAACAAAAUUCAAAGGUAAGCUCCUCCUUUUCAUUUCUACAUUGAAUUUCACAGAUGGCACUUGAAUAACAUCACUUCCUAGAGUCCUGUACUAUUAUACUAAAUUUUAAAAAAUCACACUUCUGUCAUGAAGUUUAGAGAUAGUGGAUGCUUAAUGAGCAGUGAGUUGGAGAAUAAAAUUAGCUAUCUGGACGGCUUUAAGGUAUUUGAAACAAAAAUCAAGUUUUAUCAGGAAAAUCAUAAAGAACAGGUCUGUUAUUGGCUCAGUAACAAGUUAUAAAAUUGGAAGCUAACAUUUUAUCGCAUAAACAAUCAAAUUUGGGAAAAGUGUUAUGAAAGUUCCAUGUGUACAAUAUUGUGUGAUGCAUCAUGUAAUGUCUUACUGAUGUAAACGCACCUAAGAAGUAGACCCUCUCUAGAACGCCAUGUAAAUUAAUACAUUAUCAAACAACACACAAUCAAAUUCAGCAUUGUAACAAAUAUGACAUACUUUGAAACAUAAAUAUUCAGUUUUAAAAAUGUAAUUUUGCAUAACACAAAAUGCAAAUAUGUACAUAUUGUAAAAUGCAUACUGUAUUGUGCACCGACAUUACAUAUAAAGAUUUAUUACUUUUUAUCA